UAUGAAUGAAAGAUUGAAUUUGACAGUGUCUUAUUUGUUUGUUUGAUUUAGAAAAUUGUUGGGUUAGAAAAUUUAAUUUAUGUUUUAACCCUAACAUGCCUGAGUUGGAAAUAAAAAGAAAAGCGGACGAGUAUUCCGUAGUUCCUUCCAAAAAAACUCGCCAUGAAAUAUCGGUUAUUGGUACUAGAGAAAAAGCCGUGGUUACCUCAGCGGUACCACGGACGUCUAAUCUAUAUGCGCCUAUAAUGCUACUUGAAGGACAUCAAGGGGAAAUAUUUACAGCCAAAUUCCAUCCCGAAGGAAAGCAUUUAGCGUCGGCUGGCUUCGAUAGGCAAAUCCUACUAUGGAAUGUCUACGGCCAAUGCGAGAAUGUAAUGGUGAUGACAGGACACACGGGUGCCAUCAUGGAACUGUGCUUCUCCCCCGAUGGCUCUCACCUGUACACUUGUGCUACGGACAACACUGUGGCUGUCUGGGAUGUGCCAACUGGACAGAGAAUCAAGAAAUUAAAAGGACAUGCCAAUUUUGUAAAUUCUGUCUCAGGAGCACGACGAGGCCCAGAACUGCUGGUGUCGGCAUCAGACGACAACACAAUCAAGCUGUGGGAUGCCAGGAAGCGGAACCCCAUUGCAUCUUUCGACAGCACAUACCCAGUAACAUCAGUCCUAUUCAACGAUACUGCUGAGAAGAUCAUCUCGGGUGGUGUGGAUAAUGUCAUCAAAGUUUGGGACAUAAGGAAUAAUCAGAUUUCUUAUAAGGUCAAGGGACAUACAGACACCAUUACUGGCAUGUCGCUGUCGUACGACGGGUCAUACCUGCUGUCGAACUCGAUGGACAGCACGCUGCGCAUCUGGGACGUGCGGCCGUUCGCGCCCAGCGAACGCUGCGUCAAGCUCAUGUCCGGCCACCAGCACAACUUCGAGAAGAACCUGCUGCGGUGCUCUUGGUCCCCAGACGGAUCUAAGGUCGCCGCGGGCUCAUCAGAUCGCUUCCUGUAUGUUUGGGACACCACCUCCCGGAGAGUGCUGUACAAGCUGCCAGGCCACAAUGGGUCUGUCAAUGAUGUGGACUUCCACCGAACAGAACCUAUUGUGCUGUCCGCUUCUAGUGAUAAGCAAAUAUAUCUUGGAGAGAUUGACCAUUAGUCCUGUAGUUAGUAUAUUAUAGUAAUUAAGCCCCAGACGAUAAAGCUAUCAGGCUAUCUCGUUCAUACUUACUGAUUAUAAAAUAAUGUCUCCUGCCGCGUUUAUCUGUCUGUUCACGAUAAACUCAAAAAGUAUGUCCAGCAUUUCUUCAGAAUGCAAUCUUCUCGUGUUUUGUAUUCCUUGUUAGGUGAUUCCAUAUUUUAAUGAAAAUGAAAUGUUUAUUUCGAAAUCGCAAAUAUUGUCAGCUUAUGCCGGUUAUACUCUACCGCACAUUGCGUAGUUUGUAUGAGAGUUUUUAUUUGCCGCAAUGAAAAACCAGCAAUGUAUACAGAGUCCGCCGAUUUUUCGCGUACUGUUACCGACAGUUAUAGCCGCCAUUGCACAAUAGUUGCUAAAUGAAUACACACAAUAUAUUUUUUAAAUCAUAAUAAAAUACAUGUAAAUAUGUAACAUAAUUUAUUUUCUAUGCGUCACCGACUACACUUUCAGCUUAAAAUCUGAAAAACAACAUAAUUUAAAUUUAAGUUACGCGCGGGAGCAAACCCAACUACUUAUAACUGAAAUGUGCAGUGUGUUUGUCAGUGUGUCUCACUAUAUGCGAAAAUACUUGAAUAAUCAUUUAACUUGAUUAAACUUUAAUUUUAUCAAAUA
Molecule: messenger RNA, 1796 nt
Organism: Plodia interpunctella (Indianmeal moth)
Lineage: Eukaryota; Metazoa; Arthropoda; Insecta; Lepidoptera; Pyralidae
Exons: 6
Coding region: 96-1145 (349 amino acids)
Cellular component (GO): catalytic step 2 spliceosome
Molecular function (GO): RNA binding; protein binding
Source: RefSeq, a predicted model, not a curated record